Molecule: messenger RNA, 489 nt
Organism: Lathyrus oleraceus (garden pea)
Lineage: Eukaryota; Viridiplantae; Streptophyta; Magnoliopsida; Fabales; Fabaceae
Exons: 1
Coding region: 1-489 (162 amino acids)
Source: RefSeq, a predicted model, not a curated record
AUGUUCAAAAAGCUUGAGAUUAAAAUUCCGUUCUUGGAGGCACUUGAACAAAUGCCCUCUUAUGCCAAAUUUAUGAAGGAUAUUAUUUCAAAGAAGAGGAGCAUCGAUACUGACCCGAUUGUACUAACCGAAACUUAUAGUGCAAUUUUGCAGGGUAUGAAGAUUCCGGCGAAGAAGAAAGAUCGAGGAUCGGUAACUAUCCCUUGCACUAUUGGGGAUAAAUCUUUCAAAAAGGCCCUUAUAGACUUGGGGGAAAGUGUGAGUCUCAUGCCGUUAUCCAUUUACAAGAGGUUAGGGAUCAGAAAAGUGCAAGAUACCAGAAUGACACUUCAAUUUGCUGACCACUCUGUGAAGGGACCCUAUGGAGUAGUGGAAGAUGUUCUUAUGAAUAUUGAUAAGUUUGUGUUUCUGGUGGACUUUGUCAUCUUAGAAAUGCUAGAAGAUGAAGAGAUACCUCUCAUUCUUGGUAGACCAUUUUUGGAGACAUGA